Haliotis rubra (blacklip abalone) is the source of this 1777-nucleotide messenger RNA. RefSeq names its product aplysianin-A-like. The coding region runs from base 138 to 1715 and encodes 525 amino acids. NCBI's taxonomy places the organism in Eukaryota, Metazoa, Mollusca, Gastropoda, Lepetellida, Haliotidae. The record is from RefSeq and is a predicted model, not a curated record. Gene Ontology annotation, biological process: amino acid catabolic process. Gene Ontology annotation, molecular function: L-amino-acid oxidase activity; polyamine oxidase activity. The transcript is spliced from 8 exons.
AGUCAUUAAGCCGAACGUAAAUGUAUAUUUGACACUGCCUCCUGUGACACGGCUGGAAAAAAGAUCUGCACAGAGCAUUACUCUCACAGACAGGCGACUUCUGCAGCCAGGUUCUGUUGGGCAUUGGUGACUUGGAAAUGAAACUUUGGCUGUGUUUAUCACUAUUGCCACUGGUGACCAGCAUCUGGCCGGAUCCGCCGCAUGACAAUUAUGAAGAGGACUGUCUCGAUGUAGCCAUCAUUGGUGCGGGAAUUGCUGGCACGUACACCGGCUACCGUCUGAGGAACAGAGGUCUGAGGAUGGCCAUUUUUGAAUACUCAGACAGAAUUGGAGGCCGAAUGUUCACUGCUGAGAUCCCCACAGUUACCGGGACGACUGUGGACUUUGGAGCGAUGAGGUUAAAACCCAGUGAACACACUUACCUCGUGAACACCGCAAGACAACUAGGACUCAGAAUUGUUGACUUUCCUUUAAACUUUGGCAACCCCAAUGAAACGGUGUAUUACCUCCGUGGUCGUCACCUUCGGACAGAAGAACUUGGUGGACCACGGACGCCGUACAAUCUGAGGCCACAGGAGAGACUCAAGCCACUUGACCUUCUGUGGCGGCUGUACACGACGUACACCAACAUGAGCACUGAUGGCUACCCUUCUGAGUCCGAGAUAUACAGGAUAUACACGACUGACGGCGUGCCGCUAUACACAAUCACCAUGGACGAAUUCCUAGCUCGUUAUGCUAGCAGAGAGGCCUACAACUAUUUACAUGAUGCCCUUGUCUGGGAACACGCUACAGGAAGGUUUGGUGCUUUGAUAGGUCUGAUUUUCCUGGAAUACGGCGGUGUAGAUUCCUUCGCUGACCUGAAAACUAUCGAUAAUGGCAUGGAUCAGGUGCCUAAAACACUCCUCACCAGAUACUUACUGUCCAGUCUCAGACAUUCGAUUCACCUAAAUCGUCAGCUGGUGGCUAUACAAGGUCGGCCUGGCAACUACAAGUUGACAUUCCGCUGCACACAGACUGUCGAUGGCUAUACUACACCCACUAAGUAUCCAGAGAGGCAUGUGUGUGCCAGAAAGGUUGUCUUAGGUGUACAGAAGGAUUGUGUGGAGCAGGUGAAUUUCGCGCCGUACAGACUCAGCCGAGAAUUCCGCCGGCAGGUUAACGCUGUACGCCCAGUCCAGGCUCAGAAAAUAUUUCUUGCCUACCAGUACCAAUGGUGGAAGAGAGGAAACGCCGACAUUACCCAUGGGCGUUGCGAUCUGCCCAGCGACUUCACCUACGACUGGCGUAGGGGCACCAACGGCUACUACAUCCACCUGCCGUCUUACAGUGACGGAUCAGCUAGUGUUGCCAGCUGGCGGGAACUUCAGAACCAAGGCAGCACCAUAUAUGGUAGCAUGCCAGGAGCUCAAAGAGUCACCACAGCAGUGCGGAAAAGGAUACACACCUACAUGAGCAGAUUGUACAGAAUACCCGAGGCAGAUAUACCUCCAACUGUGGGCGGGGCCAUGCAACUGUGGGACACAUACCCAUAUAAGGCAUCCUGGCAUUUUUUCAAACCAGGAUUCAAUAUGGAGCAGACCCGGGAUUACAUGCUGAAGCCAUUCCCCGACCAUGACGUCUUCCAUGUCUCCGGGUCCUGGUGGCCAAACAAGCUUCAGAGUUGGUCCGAGGCAGCACUGAGAGCAGUUGAUCUUGCCGUCCGACGUUAUCUGUAGCCUCUUGUCCAAUCUCUGAGUUACAACCUUACUUAGGAAAUAAAGCUGCUUCGUGUCCUUUA